Messenger RNA from Drosophila subpulchrella, 783 nucleotides. Its product is annotated as trypsin-1. Gene Ontology annotation, molecular function: serine-type endopeptidase activity. Lineage: Eukaryota; Metazoa; Arthropoda; Insecta; Diptera; Drosophilidae. The coding region runs from base 21 to 776 and encodes 251 amino acids. The record is from RefSeq and is a predicted model, not a curated record. Gene Ontology annotation, biological process: proteolysis. The transcript has 2 exons.
UUCUUCGGUUAAGUGAGAAAAUGAUCUACAAGUGGAUAUUACUUUUCUAUCAUAUUUCUUGGUGUCUUUGCCUCGAGAAUCGACCAGAUCCACGCAUAGUUGGCGGGUUUCCAGCUGAUAUUGCCAACAUUCCGUAUAUAGUAUCCAUACAAUUAUUCGGCAUCCACCAUUGUGGCGGCUCUAUAAUAAAUAAACAUACCAUUUUAACUGCCGCCCAUUGCUUGAACGGAGUUUCGUAUCGUCUGCUGAAAGUUAAAGUUGGUGGAACAUCAAGAUAUCGCCAAGAUGGAGAGUUAUUCUCAGUGUCCGGUCUGCAGAUACACGAUAAGUUCAAUGCCAAGACGAUGGACUAUGAUAUUGGAAUAAUCCGGCUAGCCAAAAAUCUUACGUUGUCCAAUAAGGUAAGGGCCAUCCCUGUAAACCCAAAAAGAAUAGCUGAUGGUACCUAUGCUACCAUAGCCGGUUGGGGAUUCAAGUCCAUGAAUGGUCCUCCAUCAGAUAGUUUAAGAUAUGCUAGAGUUCCGAUUGUCAACCAGACAGCGUGCAGAAACUUACUGGGAAAAAGUGUAACUGAUCGGAUGCUCUGUGCAGGAUAUCUUCGUGGCGGUACGGAUGCCUGCCAGAUGGACUCUGGAGGACCCUUGUCAGUGAGGGAGGAACUGGUGGGCAUUGUGUCCUGGGGAGUUGGGUGCGCCUUGGCCGAUAAGCCAGGCGUCUAUUCACGCCUUGAUGCAUUGUAUCCCUGGCUAAGCAAGGUCUUAAAUAAACCGAACUGAAACUUUA